Limulus polyphemus (Atlantic horseshoe crab) is the source of this 682-nucleotide messenger RNA. Its product is annotated as apolipoprotein D-like. The transcript has 4 exons. Bases 56 to 682 code for a protein of 208 amino acids. Lineage: Eukaryota; Metazoa; Arthropoda; Merostomata; Xiphosura; Limulidae. The record is from RefSeq and is a predicted model, not a curated record. Gene Ontology annotation, molecular function: pigment binding.
GGCCGUAUUCCAGGACCUACCUACAAAUUAUUAUCAGUGUAAGAUCAAGGGAAGGAUGAUGUGGAGAGUCUUCGUGGUCGUUUCCAUGGUGCCCAUCUUAGCUACUAAGGUUGCUACAGAAAUAUUUGGCCUAGGAGCAUGCCCACCUGUAAAGGUCCAUCCUAGUUUUGAUAUCAACCAAUUCUUGGGGAAGUGGUAUGUCAUCCAAUCACACUUGACGUCAGGUACUUGUCUUCAACGCCAAGUGUCACGUGCACCAAAUGGGCGAUUUUACUUAUCCCAAAUUGGCAGCACUAUCGCAGGACUCCCCGUGUUGGGCGAGAGUUCUAGAGAAUUAGAAAUUCCAUCAGGAGAACCAGCCAAGAUGGCGUUGAAACGCCCCUUUAAUAUCAUGAGGCCCACGUUAGACUACUGGGUACUAGGAACCGACUACGAUAAUGUUGCAAUCACUUGGACAUGCCGCAAUCUGUUUUUUGGUCAUCUUCACAGCCUAGAAAUUCUAAGUCGCCAAUCUAGUCUCGACCACAACGUCAUUAAUAUCAUCGAGAAUUUUCUGCACGAUUUUAACCUAGAACCCGGGAGGCUAGUGUAUAUAAGUCAAAAAAAUUGCGACCACACAGAAGAAAGGCCGACACUAAGCUUGUCCUUCACGAACUUCGUAGACCGUUUAUUUAAUUUAUAG